AUGCAGCCGACUGUGGCAGAAUUGCAUCAAGACCCAGCGUCGAAUGCAUUGCUUCCGAGCAGCGAAGACCUUCUAGCAUCGUAUGUUCAGGACUGCGACCUCUCCUGGCCCGAAACAUUCAUCUCGCGACAGCGCAAGUGGCUAGGCGAGGAUGUUGGCUCUGAUCCAGCCUCCCUUACCGCGUCGAUGGAGUCCACUUUCAGACGGUUCCUCAUCGAACUUGAGAUCUCAAGCGAGGAUUUGCUUGGAUGGUCCUCCUCCAAGCCCGGUUCCGACACCACAGACUCCACCACCGCACCCAAGCUCUUGCCCCUCGGUGUCUUGGCCGCUGUAACAUGUUUUCGGGUGGAAGACGAGUUCGACUGGGUCCUCGGGUUUCUCGACGCAUACAUGGAUGAUACCACCACCCUCGACGACGUCGCUGUCUUCGACAAAGAGCUUCUCCACACGAUCGCAGACCACUUGAUCCGUCUGCUCACCGAGACACUACUUUGCUCUGCGUUGGUCAAAGACCUCUCGAGUCAAAGCGGUCGACAUCCGUAUAUCGCUGCGAGGUACGAUACACCGGCUAGAAUGGCUGCGGUGACAUCGGCGCUGCGUGAGAAGCUCAGCGAAUACAAAGAGGUCACAAAAGACCUGUCCAAGAAGCUGCUGACGAUUCAUUGGGAGACUGGGGGCAAUGUGCUCAAUCCGAACAAGACACGGAGAGACAUCUUGCUGGAGGUCCUUGCUCGACUUGAGGGACAGUGUGUAGAGUGA
This is a messenger RNA of Cyphellophora attinorum, 759 nucleotides long. RefSeq lists its product as uncharacterized. NCBI's taxonomy places the organism in Eukaryota, Fungi, Ascomycota, Eurotiomycetes, Chaetothyriales, Cyphellophoraceae. The transcript has a single exon. The record is from RefSeq and is a predicted model, not a curated record. The coding region runs from base 1 to 759 and encodes 252 amino acids.